Messenger RNA from Psylliodes chrysocephalus, 1821 nucleotides. The record is from the annotation of a GenBank genome assembly. NCBI's taxonomy places the organism in Eukaryota, Metazoa, Arthropoda, Insecta, Coleoptera, Chrysomelidae.
UAAUCAAUUAGUAUCGAAGUACCAUUCUAAUGUGAGGAAAUGUUCGUUCCAAAUACAAUAAAAGUACCUAUAACGAGUAGUCAUAUUAUUUGCACUCUGUCGGUACCGCGAGUCGGCAGGAAUUUAUUAUCUCUAUUUUACGUACUUAAUUUAUAAUUAUAUUUAUUGAGAGAAGGAUUACGGCAAACCAAGGAUAAUUUUUUAUUAGAUAUCCGCUAUUGUUGGCAAAAGAAAAGACAUGUUUGUGGUGUAAGAUGCAGUUAAAGUGAAAGGUCGAGUUUUGUGCACUUUUUGUUUAGGUACUUUUGGUUUUAAAUUAUUGAAAAAUGACGAAGAAAAAGAUAGACUUGGUUUCAUCCGAUUUUAAAUCGACGACCACCUUGACCAAAAAUGAUUUAAUGUCUACUCAAAUUAGUGUCGACAGUUUAGAUAAAAUUUACAAUCCAUACGAUAAUAGGAAUUUGCAACACCCCAACACAUUUCUCGGUGCACUUAUACAUAUCCUGAAAGGAUCCUUAGGCAGUGGUUUACUAGCGGUUCCAAGAGCAUUUAUGAAUGCAGGACUUUUGGUUGGAUUUAUAGGAACAAUAUUUAUAGGAUUCAUCUGUACAUAUACCAUUCAUCUUUUGGUUUCAGCAUCCAAGAAAAUAUGCGUAGAUCUAAAAAUACCCAGUCUUGGUUUUGCCGAAACAGCAGAGGCUAUAUUCGAAAACGGACCCAGUGGAUUAAGGAGGUUUUCGAAGGCUGCAAAACUCUUUGUGGAAAUUUCACUCACCAUGACACAUUUUGUAGGAAAUGCAGUAUAUGUUGUUUUUAUUUCUGAAUCACUUGCUAAGCUAGUAGGAUCCUUCCAUCCUCCAGCUCAAGCAUGGGGUCAAUUUUUCAAACUCGUAAUUUUAGUUCUUCUGAUUUUCUUCUGUCAGAUAAGGGAACUGAAGCAUAUAGUACCAUUCUCAUUUGUAGCUAAUAUAACAAUGAUUAUAGCUUUAGCAAUCACUGGCUAUUACAUGGUCAAAGAAAUUAUACACGUAGACCCAAGUGAAAGAAAUUUAGCUACGAGUAUCGCUGGAAUACCCUCCUUCUUUAGCACGGUCGUGUUUGCUAUGGAAGGCAUAGGUACUAUAAUGCCGGUGGAGAAUUCAAUGAUUGAAGAUAGAUUUGUAGGAUGUCCCGGAGUAUUGAACAUUUCCAUGAUUUUAGUGGUAACUUUUUAUACCAUUAUUGGAUUCUGUGGAUACUACGCCUUUGGAGACAUGACUCAUGCUACAAUUACCCAAAAUUUGCCUGAUGGAGAAGUGUUAGCACAAGUAGUUCAAGCAUCAAUAUCCUUAGCCAUCUUUUUCACAUUUAUGCUGCAAUAUUACGUUCCAAUCGACAUCACCUGGAGAAGAUUGGAACCUUAUAUUCCUAAAGACAAACAAAACAUCGUGCAAAUCUUAUGGCGAAUACUCACAGUGUCAUUUAUUGUGGGAGUUGCAGCAGCGGCAGGUGACCAUUUGGGACCCUUAAUUGAUCUCCUAGGAGCAGUAUUCUUUUCAACUUUAGGACUAUUUAUUCCUACCUUCUUGGAUAUCAUUGUCCAUUGGAAGAAAUGGGGCAAAUUCAACUGGAUUUUAGUUAAAGAUUUACUUUUAAUAUUCUUCUUUUUAUUCGGUUUGAGCUCUGGUACUUACUACGCAGUGCUUAAUUUUAUAAAAUAGUAGGAUACAUAUUAGUUUCUAACGUGUGUAAUUAUUGUUCUAUAACGUUGACAAAUCUAAUUUUUGUUUUAAUAAAUUAGAAUUUUUAGCCCAAUCUUAAUAUAUUACUUUUCAACACUGG